GUUUCACUAAAUCCCAAAGACAAAGCGAUGUCAGGCCCAUUCUUGUACAGAAGAAGUUAGGCCCAUUCUAAAUACACCAAUUCAUCAUUCCUGCUAUACACUGCUUCUUCCUUCAGCCGCUCAAAACCAGCUAGGGUUUCACUUCUCCUGUGAGAUCUGUAGCUUGUUAGAAGCUGAAUCUAUAUCAAAAUGAGUAAGCUUCAAAGUGAGGCAGUGAGAGAAGCAAUCUCAGGAAUCAUGGGUGAUUCCAAGGACAAACAAAGGAAGUUUGUGGAAACUAUUGAGCUUCAAAUUGGGCUCAAGAACUACGAUCCACAAAAGGACAAACGUUUCAGUGGCUCCGUCAAAUUGCCACACAUCCCUCGCCCCAAGAUGAAGAUUUGUAUGCUUGGAGAUGCCCAACACGUCGAAGAGGCAGAGAAAAUAGGUUUGGAGUCGAUGGAUGUUGAAGCUUUGAAGAAGCUCAACAAGAAUAAGAAGUUGGUGAAGAAACUAGCCAAGAGGUACCAUGCCUUCUUAGCUUCUGAGGCAGUCAUUAAGCAGAUUCCCCGUCUCUUGGGUCCUGGUCUCAACAAGGCAGGCAAGUUUCCAACACUUGUCUCCCACCAAGAAUCUCUUGAGGCAAAGGUUAAUGAGACCAAGGCUAUGGUCAAGUUUCAGCUUAAGAAGGUGCUCUGCAUGGGAGUAGCCGUGGGCAAUGUUAGCAUGGACGAGAAGCAAAUCUUUCAAAAUGUUCAACUCAGUGUUAACUUCCUAGUCUCUUUAUUGAAAAAGAACUGGCAGAAUGUUCGAUGCUUGUAUUUGAAAAGUUCCAUGGGAAAGUCUUACCGUGUCUUUUAGGAAGUUUAUUUUCUUAACAUUGUUCCGAUAUUCAGCGGCGCGCAAUCUCUCUCUUUAGUUAUCCUAAUAGUUGGAUAGAAUAUUUCAUCUUCUCACAAUUUUGCUGGUUUUUUAAUGUUAAUUUUUGUCUUUAUGUUAAAAUACUUGAUGAUUUUACGAUUGCUGAUUUUGGCGCCUGACUCA
Molecule: messenger RNA, 1023 nt
Organism: Lathyrus oleraceus (garden pea)
Lineage: Eukaryota; Viridiplantae; Streptophyta; Magnoliopsida; Fabales; Fabaceae
Product: 60S ribosomal protein L10a-1
Exons: 6
Coding region: 190-840 (216 amino acids)
Biological process (GO): translation
Cellular component (GO): large ribosomal subunit
Molecular function (GO): RNA binding; structural constituent of ribosome
Source: RefSeq, a predicted model, not a curated record